Sorghum bicolor (sorghum) is the source of this 1402-nucleotide messenger RNA. RefSeq lists its product as uncharacterized. Gene Ontology annotation, biological process: shoot system development; root development. The transcript has a single exon. The record is from RefSeq and is a predicted model, not a curated record. Lineage: Eukaryota; Viridiplantae; Streptophyta; Magnoliopsida; Poales; Poaceae. Bases 405 to 1271 code for a protein of 288 amino acids.
UGUGCCUGCUAAACAACAAGCAAAAGAUGCUUGCAGAGUGGAUCUUGCUCCCCAAACCGACUAGCAUACAUGCCAGCUCCAGCCAAUUGCUAUCACACAUCACGAAAUCUGAGCUGCCUUGCUGAUUCCUCCUGCCAGCAUGAGAAACAACCAGGCAACGAGGCAGCAACUGUGGGUGAAGCUAGCAGGUCAACCGUUCUUUCCUUGUUUCCUUGCACGUUCACUGAUCUCAUGAUCUAGAUCUCAAUGUAAACAACAUAAUACAUGCUGCUUAUAAUUGGGAGAUAGCACUAUGAGAGCUUCAUCAGGCCACAUUCAGAGAUUCCUCUUGCUCAGGUUGAACAUACAGAAAGCAUCAACCUGCAGUGGAGACUAGUGGCUAUGUCGCAACAGCCCAGCACUUCAUGACCAGAGAGAUUCUUCUUGUCGGUAGGGUCCACAAUGCCAUUGCUUCAGCUUCUUUGGUUAUAUAUACCGGGAAACCGUAUACCUGGUCGACACCAUUGCAGAUAAUUUUCUCUCCAUUCUCUUCACUUCCAGUUUCAGCCAUGGCUUCCAUUAUCAGAUCCACGAGUUUGCCUUCCAGCCUUCGAUCUGAAGAAAUCGACAUUGAAGAACAGCUGCAGAGCCUCAAGGAAACCAUCUCUUCUGCUACCAUUGAGACAAUUGUCGAUGGUAUCAAAAGGCUUGGAGAAGUGUACAACAACAUUGAGCAGACAAUUUGCUCAUCCAGUAGCCAAGCUAGCCUGUGCCGAUUACAACAGAGGAAAAUGGUAGAGCAAGAGGUCGAGCUCUCCCUUGUCUUGCUCGAUCUCUGCAACACCAUGCAAGAGAACUUUUCAGAGAUCAAGAUCAACAUCCAGGAGAUGCAGCUGGCUAUCAAGAGAGGAGAUGACUUGGCCCUUCAAGCCAGGAUCCAGUCUUACAUCCACUUGGCCAAGAAAGCACAUAAUCAGUUCAAGAAGAUCAGCAAGAAGCCUACUUCAGUUGAUAAGGACAGCUGCAGGGUGGUCAAGCAUUUGGCUGAAGCCAGGGAGAUUGCAAUCUCCAUGCUAGAAUCCUUGUCCUAUCUUCUAUCGAAGCAAAUUGCUAUCUCAAGUUCCAGCAAAUGGUCCCUUGUUUCCAAGGCAAUCAAGAAAAGAAGAGUUGUUUGCGAGGAGAAAUUGCAAGAUACAGAGUUGGUCAUUGUAGAUCUUGAGAGCGUAGUUGAGACUUUGUUCAGGAAAUUGAUCCAGAGCAGAGUCUCUCUCCUCAACACUCUCAGUUUAUAGAUUAUGCACCAGCUCCAAUCCCUUGCGAUUGGUCAUAAUUUUGUAGCAUACCUGUAAAUGAGCAACUGUACAGAAAAUUACUGAAAAGGUCACAGUUUUGGUCAAACUACUGUUACCAAUUUUACUGUUUA